AUGGAAGUCUUGGUGUUAGAGAUUGAAGAUCCAGGUUGCUUUUGGGUUACUAUGAAAGGAUGUGGGCCUUACGUAGUUGAUGAAAUAAAAUAUAAAAACCUGCAUGCUGAAAUGAAUCAAUUCUAUGACAAAUCUUGUAAAAAUGUGGAUGAAGUAAAACCACUAACGGUAGAAGAAGGCCAGAUGUGUGUGGUUUUCAGUGAGGAACUCAAAUGCUGGUGUAGAGCGAUUAUUAAGUCAAUCAUGUACUGUACAGAUCAUUAUCAAACAGAAUGUUUUCUCGUGGAUUAUGCCAAAUACAUUUUUGUUAAAUCAGAGGACAUUCGGGUUGCACUGGAAGCAUUUAUGCAGAUCCCAUACAGAGCAAAAAAGUGUAGACUGUAUCGCACAAAGCCAGUGACAUUGCGUGUCAACUUCUGUGAAGGUACCGCAAAAAUAGUACCAGCCAAAAGAUGGGAUAGUGCUGCUACUAGGUAUUUUCAAAACCUUCUCAAAGCAACUACCCAAAUGAAAGCCAAGUUAUGUGCUGUCAAAGACAACACUUUUGAUGUUUUUCUUUACGUGACAGUAAAAGAUGAAAAGGUGUGUGUAAAUGAUGAUCUUGUCUUAAAGAGGUUUGCUUGUUUUGAGGAAGCUAAAGAGGAUACAGGGAGUUCUGCAGAUUAUCAGGAGAACCGAACAUCAUUAAAUACUGAGCCUCUUCCAGUGAAAAUUGUUAAUCCUGCACUUGCUUUCAGGCCAGUGCUGUUUCAGGAGAGGCUAUCAGCAGGUCUUGAAACAGAUCUUGCUGUUUCCAGUUCUGUUUUUGAAGAGACAUGCCAAAGGUCAAGCACAGAUCUAAAUGAAAGUACUGCCUCUAGUUUUCAAAAUCUUAGUGAAGAAAGAAACUUUGUUUUUCUUAGCAACAAAAUUGAGCCAUCAUCAGUUCUGGAAACAGCACCCCUUUUUUAUGAGCUGAAAAAGGAGCUUACUCGGAAAAACUUUUCAGGCCCUAACUUCACUGAAUCUUACUGUUGGCCACCAAUAGCUCAAGGAUGUGAUGUAGUUGCUAUCUCCUAUCAGGGAAAUGAUCCCUUCUUAUAUAUUCCACCAGUUCUUACGUUUUUGCAGUUGGAAAGUUGCUACAGACACUUGCGAAAGAGCAAUGGGCCACUAGCACUUAUUUUGUGUCCUGGGUGGAAGAAGGCACAACUCAUUUUUGAACUACUGAAAACAUAUGAGAGAUGCUCCAGACAGCUUCAUCCAAUGUUGAUAAUACUUGGGCAGAACAAAGAAGAAGCUAGAAGUGUGAAAAUCCGAGGAUGUGAAGUAAUUGUGACUACACCGUGUAGCUUCCUGAGACUGUUUGAACAUCACAGAUUAUUAUUUGGUAGACUUUGCCAUCUUAUUCUUGAUGAGAUUGAGGUACUGUUCUCUGAUACUACUGAACAGGUUUUUAGUAUAUUAGAUUGUUACAAGAAAGCCAUUAUUACUGAGAAGUUGGGAUAUUCACCACAUCAGAUUAUUGCUGUUGGAACUCGGUGGAAUAAACACACAGCGCACUUGAUCAAGGAGUUCAUGAAUUAUCCUUACGUUGUGAUAACAGCUGUGGAGGAAGCUUCCAUCUAUGGAAAUGUGCAACAGGUGAAGAUUGGUGAUGAUGUCACUUCUUGUUCACUAAGAUAUUUUGCUGUUUGUACGGAUCAAGGGCAGUAUGUGGCUGCUGAUUGUUUGUUUGAAGUGGGUAGUGCUACAGUCCUGACUGGGGCUGUCCAGGUGCACCUCCCAUCUGUGAACGGAGGUGACUCUCCGCAGAUCUGGGCGAGUUAA
Molecule: messenger RNA, 1809 nt
Organism: Eurypyga helias (sunbittern)
Lineage: Eukaryota; Metazoa; Chordata; Aves; Eurypygiformes; Eurypygidae
Gene: TDRD12
Product: tudor domain containing 12
Exons: 13
Coding region: 1-1809 (602 amino acids)
Biological process (GO): germ-line stem cell division; transposable element silencing
Molecular function (GO): ATP binding; nucleic acid binding
Source: RefSeq, a predicted model, not a curated record